AUGAAAUCACACAUCCGACUCCAUAUCGUUGAGCCACGAUGGGGCGUCGUGACCGUCUUCGCAGCUUCUGGCGUGAUUUUGGAAUUGCAGCGAAUUCACCGCCGCCUCAAGAAGAUGAAGCACGGGCAAACCUUGGGAUCCGAGCAUUUCCUCCCAGAGCAGAUCUGCCACCGCCCGAGAUAUCCGGGGCCAAUGUCCGGCAUCAUCAUCGCGGUUCAUGGACUGGGCGGCAACUGGCUGAAAACAUGGAGGGCCGAUGAUGGCGCUAUCUGGCUUCGAGAUCGCCUGCCCCAACUCCUCGCGGAGAAGAACAUUCACGCAAGAGUUCUCUCCUACGGAUACGAUGCCGACUUCAUCUUUACAAACACCAUCAACGACAUUGAAAUAGUUGCGAGAGACCUCCUCAACCAAGUCGACGGCGCCAGAACUACAGAUGAGCAGAGGAAGGCACCCGUCAUUUUCGUUGCGCACAGUCUAGGCGGCCUGGUAGUCAAAGCAGCAUUCAACAAGGCCUGGGUAGAAAACAUCCAUUAUCAAAACAUCGUCGACAGGGCCGCUGGAUGCAUCUUCCUCAGCGUUCCGCAUCGCGGUGCCGAUCUGGCCCGCUGGGCUCGCAAUGCUGCCACCAUUAUGAGGGCGCUGAGCGGCCUCGGCAACAAACGACUGGUUCGCGCGAUUUCGAGGAGCUCUGAGGAAUGGAAGAAAGUGGGCUGGGACUUUGUGUUUAGGACGGCGGAUAUAUCCAUUGCCACGGUUUUUGAAACCCAGUUGACGGGAGGGAUAAUGGUUGUGGACCAAGACUCUGCCAGGCUGGGCCUCUUUGGGGAGAGAACUGGAGGCUUGCCGAGGUCAGAUCAUCGCACCAUCUGCAAGUUCGGCGACAACCAAGACGAAAGCAAUCGAUUCUUCGUGCUUGGCAACUUUGCAACCUGGAUAGCCGAGUGUGCCUUACAGAAAGGUCAGUGA
This is a messenger RNA of Trichoderma asperellum CBS 433.97, 966 nucleotides long. NCBI's taxonomy places the organism in Eukaryota, Fungi, Ascomycota, Sordariomycetes, Hypocreales, Hypocreaceae. The record is from RefSeq and is a predicted model, not a curated record.